CGGGCUCGCCAGCGUAUGAAGUCUCAAGCUGACAAAAACCGCUCUGAACGCAGGUUUUUGGUUGGAGAUUGGGUAUACUUAGAAACUACAGCCUUAUGUGCAGUCGUCCUUAGCACCUCGUGCAAAUCACAAGUUGGCUUUGAAAUUCUUCAGACCCUACCAAAUCAUUGCUACUGUUGGGGUCAGUUGCCUAUAAACUUGACUUGCUAGCUUCUUCUCAUCUUCAUCCAGUUCCAUGUUUCCCUUCUGAAGAGGCUUUUUCUCAUUCUGUGGCGUCUACACUGCCGGAUGGUACUCCUGAGCUCCAAGUGCCUGUCAGAGUGAUACAACAUCGCUUUGUUGCCCGUGGUCAGCGUACUAUGGAGCAUGCUCUUAUCCAAUAGUCAGGUAUGGAACCUGCACUCGCAACUUGGGAGGAUUUGGAAGCGUUGAAGCAGUAGUUUCCUCUCGCCUCUACUUGGGGACAAGCAGGUUCACUUUUUUGAGAGUACAAGCAGGUUCACUUGGGGAAGGGAAUGUUACUCCUGCAUCGUACUGUAGAUGAAGACACUACUGGGCCGGUCAGGCCAAGUCGCAUCGGCAAGCCCAAUCCGUGUGUCUCCGGGCCGGAGUGGAUCCAGCCCAAGAGUGUUGGCAUGCGUGAGUAGCCACCUGCGUGUGGUGUGUGGGAAUAUAUGUGUGAGGAGUGCCGAGAGAGACGGCAUCGUCAUGUAUGAACCUUCAACUUGUUCUCCAAACUAAGAGGCCCUCGUGCCGAUCCUGAUCUCCUCCCAAUCCCCUUCUUGCUCCUGCCCCAAUCCGUUCUUCCUACUACCCCAACUACCCUGCUGCAGUGGCGACAAGAGUUGCUCCACUAGGCAGGCUUCAACAAGAAAUUAAACACACUGCAGCAGCAAGGACGUACAAGGGCCGGAGCCAAAUGGAGGCAGAUAACACCAUGGUGGCCAUGGGUUUCGGUCUCUACUGGCACUCGCCACCUCGCUUCCUCGUCGAGCCCCUCGACCUCGCCGACGCCUUCGGCAGCAUGUACGCAUACGCGCCGGCGAGCGAGGCUGAGUCGCUGUCCGGCCUCUGCGCGUCGUACGCGCCGGCGGACUCCAGCUCGCCCGGCGGCGCCAACGACUGCUGCUCCGCGCCGGCGGUGUUGGCGCCCCCACCGCCAGCCGCUGUGGCAACGAGAAACGUUGUCACGGAGCGCGGCCGGCGCCGCAGGCUCAACGAGAAGCUCUACGCGCUCCGCAGCGUGGUGCCCAACAUCACCAAGAUGGACAAGGCGUCCAUCGUCAGGGACGCCAUCGCCUACGUCGAGCACCUCCAGGAGCAGGAGCGCCGGGUGCAGAAGCUCACGGUGUAUGAACACUAUCACCCAGAGCUGUACCAUGAAAAAUUCAAGCGCCAUAAUACCCCUCAGCGCGACUGGAAGCAGAACGUGGCAAUCACGAGACUUUAA
Molecule: messenger RNA, 1450 nt
Organism: Panicum virgatum (switchgrass)
Lineage: Eukaryota; Viridiplantae; Streptophyta; Magnoliopsida; Poales; Poaceae
Product: transcription factor BHLH6-like
Exons: 4
Coding region: 920-1450 (176 amino acids)
Biological process (GO): regulation of DNA-templated transcription
Cellular component (GO): nucleus
Molecular function (GO): sequence-specific DNA binding; protein dimerization activity; DNA-binding transcription factor activity
Source: RefSeq, a predicted model, not a curated record